This is a messenger RNA of Melanaphis sacchari, 1878 nucleotides long. Its product is annotated as E3 SUMO-protein ligase PIAS1-like. The coding region runs from base 470 to 1822 and encodes 450 amino acids. Gene Ontology annotation, biological process: regulation of transcription by RNA polymerase II; protein sumoylation. Gene Ontology annotation, molecular function: zinc ion binding; transcription coregulator activity; SUMO ligase activity. The transcript is spliced from 3 exons. The record is from RefSeq and is a predicted model, not a curated record. NCBI's taxonomy places the organism in Eukaryota, Metazoa, Arthropoda, Insecta, Hemiptera, Aphididae.
CUCGUUUUCGCGCAUGCGAUCGUUUGGCCGUGUAAUUUCAUACGCCUACGCUAAGCAACACGGUCAUUGGAAGCUAAGCCUUCUUAUUGCCGCAGAUAACGCCACUUCGACACAGUUUUUAAACGGCUUCAUUAAAGACGAAUGCGAAUAUCACUAUUUCACGUUCACCGUUCGUCCGCGCAGGGUACCUACUCGUUUCUACAGAUGUUAAGAGUUAUUUUUUUAGUGAAGAGAUUAUGCUGCUUUUAAUCAAAAUAUCAGAAGAACAAGAUCUGAACUAAUUAAUCAGGCAAUUAAAUUGUUAAGGUGUACAGUACACAAUAAGACCUCAACGUUGCAGAAUUAAAAUCAAAAAUAGUUGAAUUAUUUCAGUCUAUACAACCAAAUUUGCAUAGUAAUUUGAAGCCCUGUUUUACUCAAAUUUAACCAAAUCAGAGAUUGUCAGUCAUUUACUUACCCUAAAAAAAAUAUGAACCAACCACCGCACUUCUCUUUACAAUCAACACACAUCAACUUAUUCCAUUCUCUAAAUGAUUACAAGUUUAAAAAACUGCCAUUUUUUGAAAUUAUUGAAGAAAUUAUUGGGUUAACUCCUCUAAAUAGCCUGGGUAACCAAUGUACAUUAAAAAAUCCACCUAAAGGUUUAAAAGAAUUUGUAUUUACAUUCAAGAUGUCUGCAGAGCAAAUAAACCUGUUAUCUUUAAAUCGUGAUAUUUCAAACUCAAAACAAGAAUGUCUCUAUCAAUGUCAAAUUAGAAUUUGUCAAAUAGAACCCGGGUGUUUUGAGGUCUCAGAUUUUUUUCCCAAUCGACUCUAUGUUCGAGUUGGAGAUCAACCUUGUCCAUUGCCACCUAUUCCUUUAAAAAAACGACCUGAAUUUAGACGACCUGCAAGCCCUAUUGAUUGUACUUGUCAACUGAAUUUAAGUCCUGAUGUUUCAAAUCUGAUCAAAAUUAAUUGGACUCCUGAUGGAAAAAAAUAUGCCAUUACAAUAUGCAUUGUAAAAAAAAUAAGUGCAGAUAUUUUAAUCAAAAAUCUUCAAGAUAAAGAGGCAAAGAGUUCACAGGAUACAAAAAAUGAGAUUGUUGAUAAAUUAAUCAAUUCUGAUCCAGAUUUUUCCAUCACAUCAAAUCAUUUUUCUUUGUUAUGUCCAAUGAGUAGAACUAGAAUGAAGAUACCUGCAAAAUCGAUCAAUUGUGAUCAUAUAAAAUGUUUUGAUGCAGAUACAUUCAUUAGAAUGAACGAGAAAAAAUCAACAUGGCUUUGCCCAAUUUGUAAUGCAUCUUGUUCAUACAAUGAAAUAAAAAUUGAAAGUUAUUUUAUGGAAAUCGUGACAAGUCCUAGACUUGAAGACGGUGACCAAGAAAUUAUAAUUUGUGCUGACGGAUCAUGGGAGAGAGUUUUGAAAAUAAAAAAGAAUAACACACAUGUCUCUAAAGAAGUAAAAUCAAUUGAACUUAUGGAUUCGGAUAGCGACGAUGAAAAACGUAAAGAGUCUAAAGUACAGCCUGUUAGUUUUGUUAAUUUAAAUAGUGGCAAUGAAAAAUUGAUUAAGUCGGAAAAAGAACCUAAUUCAGGAGUUUCAUAUCAGAAAUCUAAGACUUUGAAAUCAAAUUUUCUAAUCGAUUUGACAUCAGACGAGGAGGACGAACCAUCAAAAAAAAUUAAACUGGGAAAUUAUUCUCGAGCAGUUGAUACUAAACAGUCAAUUACUACAGUUGAUUUGCAAAAAGUUCAGCCACAACAAGUUAUCAGUUCUAAACAAGAAAUAAUUGAAUUUUCGUCCACUUCUUCAAGUCCAACUACAACUGAAGCCUUGUAAUUAUUUUUAUAUUUCGUUUUAUUAUUUUUAAUGUUUUGUUUUAUUAUGUUUAUACU